This is a messenger RNA of Benincasa hispida (wax gourd), 448 nucleotides long. RefSeq names its product cytochrome c oxidase subunit 6b-3-like. Gene Ontology annotation, cellular component: respiratory chain complex IV; mitochondrion. Lineage: Eukaryota; Viridiplantae; Streptophyta; Magnoliopsida; Cucurbitales; Cucurbitaceae. The record is from RefSeq and is a predicted model, not a curated record.
UUUAAUAAUGUCGGCGGCUCAGGUAGAUCCUCACGACAAGAUGAGAUCCAGAGACAUAAGCAAAGUGACACGUGGCGAGCAAGCCCCAAGGCCAGCUCACGAAUACGGCACCGUUUCGAAGCCUCCCCCACCGUCUUCCUCCUCCGUUCCCUCCGCUCAGACAAACCUCGACGGUAACGACGACGAUCGCCGCCGUGGAGGCGAAGACACAGACAAUAAGGACGAGGGACUAGAGACAGCACCAAAUGACCUUCGUUUUCCUUUCACUAAUCAAACUCGUCAUUGCUAUGCACGCUAUUUGGAAUACCAUAGGUGUGUGCAGAAGGAGGGGGAACAUGCGCCUGAAUGCAAAAAGUUUGCCAAGUAUUAUCGAUCUCUAUGUCCGGGUGAAUGGAUUGAGAAAUGGAACGAGCAAAGGGAGCUUGGCGUCUUUCCUGGUCCGAUAUAA